AAAUUACCUCAUCGCCCCAACUCCCCGCCCCUUUCCCAAACCUGGAAGAAACGGUCCCUUCGGGCGGGCCGGUGUCUGCGCUCCGGAUCCCCAAUCCCCAGCCACGCUAGGGUGGCGGAGCCGUACAGGACCUGUUUCACUGCAGGGGGAUCCAAAACAAGCCCCGUGGAGCAGCAGCCAGAGCCAGAGCAGCCGCAAGACAUUGUUUCUCUCCCUCUGUCCCCCUUCCCCACGCAACCCCAGAUCCAUUUACACUUUACAGAGCAUUGUGCAGCAAGUCACCAGGGUGGUCCAUUCAAGCUCCAGAUCUAUCUGUCAUUGUUGGACAACAACCUCCUCUUCCACUGGCUCAACAGGGAAGUGCGUCCCAGCAAACUGGAGCCUAAUGAAAGAAACUGUUUUGAAGACUCAAAAGUUGUGCUGCUCUGGACCAUGAACAAGACAAAGGGGACUUCAGCCUGCACAAAUCACCUGGAAUCCUGAUUGACUUCUGGUUCAAGUGUCUUACAUUGAGUUUCUUCUGUCACCUAUUGUACUCAAGCAAAAUCUGUGGGAAAAGCUCUACUGGGAAGGAGCCCAUUGCUUCUGGUCUCCAGUGGAUGAAAGCAGAUGGUAUAGAGGGUCUUUUGCUUUUGUCCAGAGCUGGUCCUGAACCAAGAUUUCCUCCCCCCCCCCCAUCUCCUGAGUGGCUGGAAUUACAGGCACAUGCCACCAUGGCCAGCUAUCCUUCCCUUUGGUGGACACUUGUUUUCCAAAGAAAUUAGACCAAAAUUUUCUCAGUGACAAGACACAAACCUGCUGUGUUCAGAGGGAAUUUCUCGCUUUUCUGUACAAGGAAGGAAGAAUAGACCAGACCCUAAAGCCCCGGCUUCUGUGGGAAACUUCCAUGGUGAAGUACAAGCCAAGGCUACUUGGGAACCGUGAGCAGUGAAUGUUGAUCCGGAGCUGCCGCUGGCCCAGUGCGCCCUGGGGGAGAUGAUUCCUCAUGAAGAACCUGGGUCCCCUACAGCCAUCCAAUGUGACCUUCCGUGUAUCAGACUGAAAUCCCAGCUCGCGCCACAGUGAAAGCAGCCACCGUGGAGGGGGGACGGCGAAAAAUGAAAUCCAACCAGGAGCGGAGCAAUGAAUGCCUGCCUCCCAAGAAGCGCGAGAUCCCCGCCACCAGCCGGCCCUCGGAGGAGAAGGUCACCGCCCCGCCCAGCGACAACCACCGGGCGGACGGCCCGGCGGCGGUGGCAGCGGCUGCGUGGCUCCCUGGCCACCCUCCGGGCAGCCGGGGCCCAGGGGGAGGGCGGCACGGGCCGGUGGGGCCUUCCACCGAGCUUGGUUUACAACAGGGAAUAGGUUUACACAAAGCACUGUCCACCGGGCUGGACUACUCCCCGCCCAGUGCUCCCAGGUCGGUCCCCUCGGCCACCACGCUGCCCGCGGCCUAUCCUCCGCCGCAGUCGGGGACCCCGGUGUCCCCGGUGCAGUACGCCCACCUGCCGCACACUUUCCAGUUCAUGGGCUCCUCCCAGUACAGCGGACCCUACGCCGGCUUUCUCCCUUCACAGUUGAUCUCCCCCUCGGCCAACCCCAUCACCAGUACGGUGGCCACGGCCGGGGGCGCCACCACUCCAUCCCAGCGCUCCCAGCUGGAGGCCUAUUCCACUCUGCUGGCCAACGUGGGCGGUCUGAGCCAGGCCGCUGGGCACAAGAUCGAGCCGCAGCAGCAGCAGCAGCAGCCGCCACCACCGCCGCAGCACCUGGGCAGGACCCCCGGGCUCCUCACCCCGGGGUCCCCUCCGCCCACCCCACAGAACCAGUACGUGCACAUCUCCAGCUCUCCGCAGAGCGCCGGGCGCACGGCCUCGCCGCCGGCCAUCCCCGUCCACCUGCACGCGCACCAGGCCAUGAUCCCACACACGCUCACCCUGGGCCCUUCCUCCCAGGUGGUGGUGCAGUACGGCGGCGACCCCAGCGGCCACCACUUCGUCCCCCGUGAGCCCAGCAAGAAAGACGGAGGCGGUGGCGGCAGCAGCAGGCUGCCGCAGGCCAAGGAGGUGUUGAACGGGGAGAUGGAGAAGGGCCGGCGGUACGGGGCGCCCGCCUCUGCCGACCUGGGAUUGGGCAAGGCGGGCAGCAAAUCGCUCCCGCACCCUUACGAGCCCAGGCACGUGGUGGUGCACCCCAGCCCCGCGGACUACAGCAGUCGAGAUCCACCCGGGGUCCGCGCGUCCGUCAUGGUCCUCCCCAACAGCAGCAGCACGCCCGCAUCCGACCUGGAGGCCCAGCAGGCCGCGGCGCAUCGCGAGGCCUCCCCGUCCGCCCUCAACGACAAGAGCGGCCUGCACCUCGGGAAGGCCGGCCACCACCACCGGUCCUACGCGUUAUCCCCCCACACGGUCAUCCAGACCACACACAGUGCUUCAGAGCCUCUCCCCGUGGGACUGCCGGCCACCGCCUUCUACGCGGGCACUCAGCCCCCGGUCAUCGGCUACCUGAGCGGCCAGCAGCAGGCGAUCACCUACGCAGGCAGCCUGCCCCAGCACCUGGUGAUCCCUGGCACCCAGCCCUUGCUCAUCCCAGUGGGCAGUCCGGAUAUGGACACCCCGGGGGCAGCCUCCGCCAUCGUCACCACGUCGCCUCAGUUCGUCACCACCGCCCUGCCCAAGAGUGACAACUUUAACCCCGAGGCCCUGGUCACCCAGGCUGCCUACCCAGCCAUGGUCCAGGCUCAGAUCCACCUACCCGUGGUCCAGUCGGUGGCCUCGCCCGCCGCGGUGCCGCCCACGCUGCCACCCUACUUCAUGAAAGGCUCCAUCAUCCAGCUGGCCAACGGGGAGCUGAAGAAGGUGGAGGACUUGAAGACGGAAGACUUCAUCCAGAGCGCGGAGAUAAGCAACGAGCUGAAGAUCGACUCGAGCACGGUGGAGAGGAUCGAGGACAGCCACAGCCCCGGGGUGGCGGUCAUACAGUUCGCCGUCGGGGAGCAUCGGGCACAGGUCAGCGUUGAAGUGUUGGUAGAGUAUCCAUUCUUCGUGUUUGGACAGGGCUGGUCAUCCUGCUGUCCAGAGAGAACGAGCCAGCUCUUUGAUUUACCAUGUUCCAAACUCUCAGUUGGGGACGUCUGCAUCUCGCUCACCCUCAAGAACCUGAAGAAUGGCUCUGUUAAAAAGAGCCAGCCCGUGGAUCCUGCCAGCGUUCUGCUGAAACACGCCAAGCCCGACAGCCUGGUGGGCAGUAGACACAGGUAUGCCGAGCAGGAAAACGGAAUUAAUCCCGGAAGUACCCAGGUACUCUCUGAGAACGGUGAACUGAAGUUUCCAGAGAGAACAGGAUUGCCUGCAGCAUCCUUCCUCACCAAAACAGAACCCAGCAAGCCCACAGCCACGAGGAAGAGGAGGUGGUCAGCACCCGAGACCCGCAAACUGGAGAAGUCAGAAGAUGAGCCACCUUUGACUCUUCCCAAGCCUUCUCUAAUUCCUCAGGAGGUUAAGAUCUGCAUUGAAGGCCGCUCCAACGUGGGCAAGUAGAGGCCGAGGCCUGGCAGAGGAGGUGUGGCUCCCCUCUCCAUUUGUAUCCAGAUUACUGUACUGUAGGUUAAAUAACAGUAUUUCCAUGUUACUCUCUUCCUUUAGGUUUCUGUUCUAACCUUGUCAUUAGAGUUACAGCAGGUGUGUUUGCAGGAGGCUAGUGCAUAUGGUUCAUCUGCAGUGUCCGUGGGGAGAAGGUGGGUGGAGGGUCUGUCAGAGCAGAGGCCACCACGCUGGCAUCCAAAGUGGCAUUGCGUGUGACGUCACCUGUGCCUGCCUUCCCCAGCUGCAUGGAGGCAUCAUCCUGUGUGUACCGCCUCCCGCUAGUCUCCAGAGCGAGUUCAGUGGGAAGACACCUGCGAAGGGUUGGUGGGGGGUGCACGAUGCCACGGGCAGUGAGUGAGGGUCUCUCUCUUUUCUCUGCCUCCCUCUCAGAAUAGGGAUUGGGGGAGGUUCAGAGCAGUGUCCCCCUGGGGUUCCCAUUGUGUAAAAUCAACACCAAGAACCCAGCUUCAGGGCAUGAAAGGGAAAGAGGCAUCAGAUGGCAAGAUGGAAAGCUAGCCGGUUCAAAGAACAUUUUUCUCUCCAACAUAUUUUACAAUAAA
Molecule: messenger RNA, 4123 nt
Organism: Dipodomys ordii (Ord's kangaroo rat)
Lineage: Eukaryota; Metazoa; Chordata; Mammalia; Rodentia; Heteromyidae
Gene: Atxn1
Product: ataxin 1
Exons: 10
Coding region: 1098-3518 (806 amino acids)
Biological process (GO): negative regulation of transcription by RNA polymerase II; nervous system development
Cellular component (GO): nucleus
Molecular function (GO): RNA binding; protein binding
Source: RefSeq, a predicted model, not a curated record